This is a messenger RNA of Camellia sinensis, 609 nucleotides long. The record is from RefSeq and is a predicted model, not a curated record. Lineage: Eukaryota; Viridiplantae; Streptophyta; Magnoliopsida; Ericales; Theaceae.
AUGUCACCAACCUUAGAUGAUGUUAGUGUAAUUUUAGGGAUUCUAGUGAUUGGUAAACCAGUCUCUUGCAAGAACUUAUCAAAUGUUGACGCUACAAAUCUGCUAGUUGAGGCUUUGGAAGUAACAAUAGAUGAGGCAAAUGUAGCGUUGAAGGUAGCACGGGGCCAGUCUAUCAAGGUAGAAUGGUUGAGACAACGGUUUGGGUCAGUGUCUGAUGCGGACAAUGAUAAUAUCAUUGAGUGUACAACUAGGGCAUGUUUGUUGUAUUUGUUAGGUUGUACCUUAUUUGCAGACAAGACAGGCAUACGUGUUUCGGUAGUGUAUUUGUCUUUUCUUAUGGAUUUGCAAUCAGUUGCUUCUUAUGCUUGGGGUGCAGCCGCAUUAGCUCUUUUAUACCGGCAAUUGGGCACUGCCACAAGGUAUGCUAUAAAACAGAUGGCGGGAUACAUGACAUUGCUAGAAGCUUGGAUUUACAAGCAUUUUGUUGGUGCUAGACCCCACCCCAAUUUGGACUAUAAAGAAGAUCAACCUUGUGUUAUUUGGGAUCCAUACCAUGAUAAGCAUAUUAAGCAUCCUUUUCUGAUGUUGCUUACUAUAAUGGAUGCUUAA